AAAGAAAAACAAAGUGAAGCAAGAAAAACAAUCUGUAUAGGUUCUUAAGAUUGAUAUAUUUCUUGACUCCUCCCGACGUGACGAAAUGAUUUAUAACACUCCACAAUUUAGGCGUGUUACAUUUCAGUAACACUCCACAAUUUAUUGGUAAAUAUUCUAUAUAUGAAAAACCAACAAACUUAAGUUUGUUUUAACCUUCUUUGCAAAAGGGUUUGCCUUGCCAUUGGUUUUACUUGAUAUUGACGUGUUUGUCAUAUUUUAUAUAAAUUAUAACCAAAUAUAACCCUAGAUUAUUUUGGCAGUAAAAUUCCGGUAGAAUUAUUCUAUAAGCUUUUAGUUCACCACAACUUUGACAACCACGACCUUAACGACUGUUCCCAGUUGGUUAACAUCCGUACAUGAAUCAAGAGUUAGGCCAAUAGCAUGAAUAACUAGAUUUAUUACUUGAUAUAAUUACAUUUCAGUGUCAUAUGUAUGAACUAGACGUCGACAUACACACACAUAUAUACACAUUUUAGAAAUAACAUGCUUCAAAUUGUGAUUGGCUGAUUGUCAUUUAUAUAUUUGUAUAGAACCAAUAGGCGUGAUUGCAUAUGUUUUUCUUUUGCUUUCGCAUGUUCUACCAACAAUAGGAUCAUCUUGAAUAUUAUCGUUUAUGCCGCUCUAAUUGCAAUAUAAAAAAAACAUAACACGAAAAAAAUAUCUAGAAGCAUAAUGUUGUAUCUACCAUAUUAAACAAAACAACUAUUUUCUUCCACAUCAAUCACACUACAGAUCUCAAGUUUUAAUAGCCACAAGUUUUAUUUACCUAAUAUGAUUGGUUUCACGAAGUCGUAUAAACCGAAUAUUUAUAUGUAGAAUGUUCUAUCCACUUACUUUAGAGAUAACAUGAUACCCAAUUGUUAAUCCGAAUCAAACCGGAAUAAUUAACACCAACGUCAUUAAAAUAAAAUUUAAUAACAAAUAUAGAAAAACAAAACAAAAGGAAGAAAUGAGAAAACACUGAUCACAAUUCCGAAUAUUAUGAUAUAAAUACAAAGAACCUCUUACCACUUGGUUCCCAGGAAAAGCACAUUCUAUAAGUGUUUUCUCUCUCUCUAUUCCUCGCUCAUUUCUCUUAUAUACAAACACUAACUUUUGAUAUUUUUAACCUCAAGGAUCAUAAAAUAACACCAAAGUUUUGUUUCAUUUUCUUGUCUUGAAACCUAACAAAGCAAAUCGAGAUGGGACUAAGGAUGUCAGAAUCAGCUAAACCUUACUUUGCAAUGGUCUGUCUUCAGUUUGGAUACGCCGGUAUGAACCUGCUCACUAAAACCGUCCUUGACCGCGGUAUGAGCCAUUACGUUCUUGUUGCAUACCGCAACGCUUUUGCCACAGCCGCGAUCGCACCUUUCGCAUUUCUUUCUGAAAGGAAAGUGAGGUCAAAGAUGACAUUUUCGAUAUUCAUGCACAUAUUUGUUCUUGCUCUUCUCGGGCCUGUAAUUGAUCAGAAUCUAUAUUACAUCGGUCUGAAACUCACAUCUCCGACGUUUUCCUCCGCCGUCAGCAACAUCGUGCCCGCAAUAACCUUUAUCCUCGCCACUCUAUUCAGGAUGGAGAAAGUGGAGAUGAAAAAAGUAAGAUGCCAAGUAAAAGUAGUGGGGACUUUAGUGACAGUGGUUGGAUCCAUAUUGAUGAUAUUAUACAAAGGUCCUUUCAUCAAUUUCUUCCGAUCUCACCUCACCACCACCGCCACCGCAUCUUCGCCGCUGGCCGGUGAUUAUUUUAAAGCCGCCGUCUUCCUCCUUCUCGCUUCCCUCUCAUGGGCUUCCUUCUUCAUUCUCCAGGCAUGGACUUUGAAGAAAUACGCAGCCCAUCUCUCGUUAUCAACCAUGGUGUGUUUCAUGGGAACGUUACAAUCCUUAGCCCUGGCCUUCGUAAUGGAACACAAUCCUUCUGCUUUGAACAUCAGUUUUGACAUGAACCUUCUAGCUUCUGCCUAUGCGGGAAUAAUGUCGUCGAGCAUAGCUUACUACGUUCAAGGACUUAUGAUGCAGAGAAAGGGACCUGUCUUCGUCACUGCUUUUAACCCUCUUGUUGUCGUCAUUGUCUCCAUAAUGAGCUUCUUCGUUCUCGGCCAAGGAAUCUACCUAGGAGGGGUUAUUGGACUGGUUGUUUUAAUGGUGGGAGUCUACGCCGUGUUAUGGGGCAAACACGUAGACGAUGAUGACAAAGAAACACGCUGUGAAGAUAACAUUUUAGUUGCCGUUAAGUGUUGUAGUGUCAAUAGUGAUCUCUCGAUGAUGCCAACAAUCGAUGAAGUUGAUGAGGAUGUUGAAAGGGGUAAAGUUCAGGCGGUUGAGAAGGAAACGUCGCUGGUGGUUGUGGUUUUUUGCCGUGAAAAUGUGGAUAACGUUUCACGAUGCUAAUUAGAUGGUUUUUUGUUUUUGUUUGAGGCAAAGUUGGGAAGAAGAGUAACUUGUUUUUGAUACUUGUAAGUUUGAAUUCCUUCCCCUGCUUCAAAAGUCCUAUUUAUAGUUUUGACUUCUUAGAGUAACUAAGGAUUCUAUGUACCAUCCAUUUUGAUCGUUAACUAGCUAUAAGCUUUGUAAAUCACUGCAUUUGGUAUUCACACGCUCUACUACAUAUCAUUAUAUUGUGGGUUAGUGAAGGUAGAUAUCAAAUUGUAUUUCUUAUUUUUCCUA
Molecule: messenger RNA, 2684 nt
Organism: Brassica rapa (field mustard)
Lineage: Eukaryota; Viridiplantae; Streptophyta; Magnoliopsida; Brassicales; Brassicaceae
Product: WAT1-related protein At2g40900
Cellular component (GO): membrane
Molecular function (GO): transmembrane transporter activity
Source: RefSeq, a predicted model, not a curated record